GCGGCUUUGUGAUGCAACAUUCCUUGUCGAACGGACCUGACACUAGGGCGCGUAGAAAAGUAAGAGGCCGCAUCGACGGCGGGAAAUGACGCAGACCGCGGAGGAAGGUGCUGCAAGCACGGGCUCGGCCCUGCAAGCGGUAUAGUGAUUUAGUGAAACAAUGCCAUCGACGCGUGCUUUUAUUUGCACCUCUGCGCGCCCGCACGAUAAUUCCUUUUGAAUAACAAUCUACGCCGGCCGAUCGCAACCCCAAAUAAUCACAAAAACGCAUACCUCAGGCACCUGCGCCUCCCGCGGGAACUGCACAGGAUCCAUCCGCUGGUGCGACCAGUGAGUCAUGGAGCGCGCAACGGGUAUCCAACAUACCGGUGAGCCAGUUGAUUCAGAUUCUACCGGAUGGGAGCCACGUGGUAAAUCAAUACCAAAUGUGAGUCGUGUUUUUUUUCCUCUUCUUUUAUAGUGAUCGGAGACAAUUUUUUUCGGAGCGAGUGGCAGCUAGCCUCCUACUCAGAGGACGUGCUGGCACUCGUUCAGCGGAACGGAAUGAAGGAUACGUAAGUACAUAGUUCGCUGGGCACAAAGCACGUACAUGCCAGUAAUUGAGGAACUUCUGGCACGAUAGUUCAAGAAAUUUUAAAACCGCACCGCAGUUGGCCCAGCCCGCCCCCAACCUGCAGCCCAUUCCGUUGCAACAGGCGCUGCAGGCGGAGAGCACAACGCCGGACCCGCACGGCAAGUUCAAGUGCGUCUACAUGCCCACCAUGGUGCCCAUGCUGUGGACCCCACGAACCCCGCAGCACUACAAACCGGGCGGCAACAAGAUGAACAAAGGGAAAGGGAGCAAACCGUCGAUGAUAGCGCAGCCACCGGGCGGGAGUAGUAGUACUGGUGGGAGGAAUAAGAAUAACUACGGUGCAGCUGGCGGGUUUAGUGGAAAAGGAGGAGGUAAGAAUAAGGGCAGCAAGUCCGGCCAAUCUCCCGCGCGGCGCGGCGGUCCUGGAUAUUCCGAGCUUACACUUGGCGAUUUCAUCCAGGUCAAGAAGAAGCCAAGGAAAAAUAGCAGUGCGACGGAAGCAGACGAUGGAGAGCAACAUGAAGAAACAAGAAACGCACCAGAUGAACAAGAAGUAGAAGACGACUCAGAACCACUAGCAGAGGAGAAGAGUUCGUCCAAAUAUUGUCCCCCGACGCGAAAUGUGCCUUCGCCUGCGAAGGCCGGCAACAAAAGCAGCGAGGUAGACGACGGGUCCGCCACAAACGCGAAUUCCACGGCCGACGAGAGCGGCGGCGCAGGAAAUAAUUCUAGCGAUCCGGCACAAGACCAGGAAGUCCCGCCGCCCCCGCCCCUGCAGGACCCGCCCCCACCGGAGGAGGAGGAGGGCGCGCCGGGCGGGUUUGCGGAAGGCGUGCCAAUAUUCGACCCCUCAACCGGCACGUGCUACUACAUGGUUGAUACCAGCGCCUGGAUCCCCUUGCCGGUCGUGCAAAACCGGGCCCCGGCGCCCGGGGGCGGACCGACCGGGCCUUUUCGUGCGGGUAUCGAACAGGGUGGAUCGUUUAUUUCACUUUGAUGUACUACAGGCGAGCUUGAAACAUGAAGCGCACUUUGCUUGAAAUCUGCAUAUCAUGGCCGUUUCCUAUUUCCAAUCUUUCCUCUCGACUUCUCUCCAAACAUAAAAACCUCAACAGUCGUCAUGCCUACCGCCAUUGGUGGACAGCCCAUGCCGCAGAUGCACCAACCCGCGAUGAUGCAUCCCGGCGUUGUUUCGAUGAUACCAAUGGCGUACAAUGCGCAGGGCGUCAACUACAUGGGAGGUCCGAUCGCAUACAAAGGGAUGAUGAUGAACAAAGGGACUAUACCAAAAGGCAAAGGGAAAAUGAUGAAUCGGUUUGCCUAUGGCAAAGGUGGCGGUAGAGGCAAAGGGCAGUGGGGAUGGAGCAAGAAAGACAGGUCACAUAAGGUGAAGGCGAAAAACAUCAGGAAAAGCAUCGUCGCACCGCCGCUGGGGGACGAGGACUCGGAAAGUGACGAUCACGAGGUACGGUGCGGCGGAGGAUUUUUAGAACUGCUGGUGAGGAAAUAAGUAGGCAACUUCGGCCGUAAUUUCGUAGUUGUUUUGAUGAACUUGGUCCACUUCUUGUUAUCUUUUGAUAAUUUUUAACAGGAUGACACCACACCGAGUGAAGCAGGCGAUGGAGCUGCGGGAUCGCAUGAUCCUGAAGAAUUUGAUCACGGACUCAGUCCAACAAAUCCGCGCGUCGUCAACCCCGAGUCAGUGGUGUCCAAGCGAUGGCAGGAAGUACAAAAGUGGAAGGAAAAGCCCAGUUACAGCUGCUUCUUGCGCAUCCAGAAGCACUACCAAGACUCAGCAGCGGGCGUUGGUAGGAUUUUUUGUAUUAACUGUGUUUUUGCGAAGAGGAAGAUGCUGCUGCUUUUUUUUGCGUUUUUCCUCUGUGAAUCCAGACAUAAGAUCUAAAAACACUUCAACAGUGCCGGACGACGCACCACCCAUUCCGGUAACCCCACGGCACGACGACAUGCAGCACAGCAAACGCAAGUGGAAGUACAUCAUGGAAGGGUGGCGGCGGGCCCGGUUGCGGUACGUGCACUUUUUCGAAACUUCUGCGCAGACCGACCUGCCCGAUGACUUGCAGAAUGAUCUGAACGAGCUCAAUGUCAAGGAGAGCCUGGGCAAAGACGACGUCGCGGAAGUAGAGGUGUGUUGACGCGUUUUGUUCACCGCGGAACUUCUUCUACCGGAUUGCAAAUUUGAUAUUCCUACCUAGGUAUAAGCUUCAUCUAAAGGUUGUACAAAGAAGAACUAGAUAUGCUGAAUUGAUUUUACCAUUUCGAAGUUACUAUCACAAGAAUUUAAUCCUGUGGAAACUUAAACGCUUCCACAAAAAAGAGCACGCAAAUUUUAUGGGAUGUCAACGAAAGGGAAAAGAAAAACUAAAGAUAAAAUGGAACGACUGAAUAGUGGAGGUUUGUCCGCUGCUCGUUGCAUAAAAUAACGUGUCAACGCCGGUUUAUUUGAAACAGGACCACCAUUUUCGCACUCACAAAUGAACUCGAAACUGUAAACAAAAGAGUACAGUAGAAAUACGGACAGAAAAUUGCAUUGUCUGUGCUCGUCUACUUCUGGACGACGCAACUAGGUUUGCAGAAU
Messenger RNA from Amoebophrya sp. A120, 3170 nucleotides. The record is from the annotation of a GenBank genome assembly. NCBI's taxonomy places the organism in Eukaryota, Dinophyceae, Syndiniales, Amoebophryaceae.